Molecule: messenger RNA, 3217 nt
Organism: Calypte anna (Anna's hummingbird)
Lineage: Eukaryota; Metazoa; Chordata; Aves; Apodiformes; Trochilidae
Gene: COLEC11
Product: collectin subfamily member 11
Exons: 7
Coding region: 110-943 (277 amino acids)
Source: RefSeq, a predicted model, not a curated record
CCCAGAGUGUUCUCAUGAGGCAUCAACUCCAGGCAAAGCCCCUCGGAUUACUGGUCAAUAAUCAGCUGUCAGCAGCUUAAAAUGAGUCAGUGACCUGCAAGUGCUCAUUAUGAAGAAAGAUCUGGUUUUCUUGGUGACUCUAAUUAGCCUUGCCUUCCUGUCGCUACUAAGGUCUGGAUAUCCUCAACAUAUUGCAGAGGAGUCCUGCUCUGUUCAAAUUCUUGUUCCAGGCCUCAAAGGGGAGGCUGGAGAAAAGGGGGAUAAAGGUGCUCCAGGUCGUCCAGGCAGAGUUGGCCCUCCAGGAGAAAAAGGAGAAAUGGGGGACAAAGGACAGAAAGGCAGUGUGGGACGGCAUGGAAAAAUUGGUCCUAUUGGUUCAAAAGGUGAAAAAGGAGACAAUGGUGACAUAGGACCACCAGGUCCUAAUGGCGACCCAGGCAUCCCUUGUGAGUGCAGCCAGCUACGGAAGGCCAUUGGCGAAAUGGACAUCCAAGUGGCCCAGCUAACAACAGAGCUAAAAUUCAUAAAAAAUGCACUGCCCUCCCCCGCAGCUGUCGCCGGUGUGCGUGAGACAGAUCAUAAGAUUUAUCUACUGGUGAAGGAAGAGAAGAGAUACAAGGAAGCCCAGCUCUACUGCCAUGGGAGAGGAGGGACGCUGAGCAUGCCCAAGGAUGAGACUGCCAACAAUCUGAUUGCCUCGUACAUCAACCAGGCUGGGCUCACCAGAGUUUUCAUUGGGAUUAACGACCUGGAGAAAGAGGGAAAUUUUGUCUAUUCUGACCGGUCGCCCAUGCAGACCUUCAACAAGUGGCGGAGCGGGGAGCCCAACAACGCCUAUGAUGAGGAGGACUGUGUGGAGAUGGUGGCAUCUGGAGGAUGGAAUGAUGUUGCGUGUCAUAUCACUAUGUAUUUUGUGUGUGAAUUUGACAAAGAAAAUGUCUAAGCUUCUCUGCUCGCUCUGUAUUUUAAUAGUGUUUAAGCUGAUUGUACAAGUUACCCCGUGUUGAUGGAGUACUAGUGGUAUUUUGCAAGGAUGUUGCAUUGGUGUUGUACAGCUGUAAAUACAAUUUAGGUAUUUCAAAUAUCAGUAUUUACCCUUCAGAAGGGAAGAACAGUGAUAAGAGAGCUUGUUUUUUCUGUAGGAAAAUAUAUGUAUUUAGAUAAAAGGUAGUUUGGGGCUAAAUUCUGCCCUUGCAAGACUUAACAAAUGUGGAUUUCAUGACUGUAAGGGAAGGCAGAAUUUGGCAUUUAGUUGUUAAGGAUGAUUAUUUCUGAAGAAGUAGGUUCCUGAUACUCUUUUAUCUUAGCAAAAUUUGUAGUUCUAAAUGUUAUUUUCUUGUAGUGCUACAGGGUAUUUCAGCAGCAAGGCAAAUAUUUUGUAUACUCCAGUUAAAUUUACAAGUAUUACUGUAAGUUUUUUGGAUGUCAAGAUGUGAAGGUGUUGAAACUUUUUUUUUUUUUUUUUUAAAGCAGCCAAAGUAAAUCAACAAUUCAGUAGUCCUGCCAGUUUUGCAAUGUUUCUUUAAUAAACUGUUUAGAGACAUGUGACAAAAAAGCAGUUAAGUAAACUGAAUUUCAGCGCUGAAGGAGGACAAAUUUUAGUACUGAAAGAGAGAUUUCAGCCAGAUGUUUUGGGGUUGACUAAAAGUAAAAUUUGGUUUUCUUUCUUUUUACAAAAUCCUAAAUAAGAUUUUUGCUUUCUGCAUCCUUUAGUCAGGAAUAAUUCAGUGUAUGGACUGUUUCAAGACCCAAAUAAUUUCUUAAAGUAAAAGCAUUUCAUAUUUGUAUAAGAUGAUCUUGCUGAAUCUCAUUACAAAACAAAAUAACAGCCUUCCACAACAUAAGGUAGACUUCAUAAAUAGAUAACAGAUCUCAUUAAAACUGUUCAGUUGUUUUGGCAGGAAAACAGUUUACAUGUUUACUCAUAUUGUAAGGAUGACCCCCCUGAAAAGCAGAGAAAGUUUCCACAUUUUUUCUGAUUAUGUAUAUAGCAGUAAUAAGUCAUUUUAAUGACACAAUUUAUGUAUUAAGUUUGCAGGUGCAAGUGGUGAAAAAUGUGGUGUAUUAAAAAAAAAAACCACAACACAACAGCAUCAUUUCACAAAAGAAAUUAUGAAUUACUUUGGAACAUCCUGGGACGUUAUUGCAUGACAUCUUAUCUUGCUGUUAGGAAUAGGCAUGUAGCCAUAGUGAGGCAAAAUGUCUGCCUGUUUUUUCAGGAAUACUUUGCACAGUAUUUAAGAUAACUUUUAAGAAGAAAAGAACCUUUAUAUAUCACAGUAAUCAAAAUACAUGUCUGACCAUCAUGGGAGAUUGGUCUACAGGACAUCCACAGUGCAUGUGGCCCCAGAGCUUUUCCUACAGCAAGGCAAGACUGACUCAUACCAACUCUACAGUGCUGUGGUGUAUAAACCAUCAGUGACCACACAAUUCUAUUUCAUAUCUACAGAGUCUGACAUUAAUUAAUAUGAUGCUCUUAAUAUACACCUAAGAAGACAAACCAUUUGCUUGCUAUAUUUACUCUGUGAAUUUGAAUCCCUCAUAUAUAAAUAUGUUUGCUAUUAAUUUUGAAGUUCAGUAGCAAAUUCCUAUAGUAUUUGAAUAUCAGCCCAGCUCCAGAGCAGUGACUUUAAGAUACAAACAUUCUUUGAUUGCUUUACUUUCUACUAAAGGUAGGUGUGAUCCCUGUAUGUUAGGCAUUCUUCCAACUGGAUAUUGAAAGCUAUUCAAUGAUGUGAAUACAGUUUUACACUAAUGUUCAAAGACUCUUUACAGACUUUGCAGGGAGCUAUGAACUCCAGUGGAGCAAUUUGUUUUGAAUAGUGUCUUUUAAAUGUCAUUGUUAUUUCCUGCCUGCUUUAGAAAUCGUCAGAAGCCAUUUAAAUCUCUGACAUCCUUUUGUCAGAUCACUUUGCCCGUAAUAAACCAGUCCAAACCUAAGUCACAGAUAUAUGGAGCCCCCUCAGUAUGUAUAUCCUGCAUUUGCUAACUGUUUAUUUUUCACACAGGUUCUGAAAGUCUCUGUUGUUAAGUUGGAUUUCCUCAGAAACUUAAAAAACGUCCUUCUGAGGAGGUGGGAAUCUUUUUCAGAUGCCAAAUACUCUUAUUUUAGCUGGAAUUCACACCAAGUUUCUAAAGAUUGCCCUGAUGUGUAUGUUUCAGCAAUCUCAAUUUCUACUGAAAUUUAAGGUGAAAAAUAAAGGCAAUGGAAAAAACA